Morchella sextelata is the source of this 294-nucleotide messenger RNA. RefSeq lists its product as uncharacterized. The transcript has 7 exons. NCBI's taxonomy places the organism in Eukaryota, Fungi, Ascomycota, Pezizomycetes, Pezizales, Morchellaceae. Bases 1 to 294 code for a protein of 97 amino acids. The record is from RefSeq and is a predicted model, not a curated record.
AUGAACCGUUCCACAGCACCAACUGAUUGGCGGCCAUGUGAGCCGGCGAAGGAGGAAGGAAAGGUGGCCGAAGCAGUGACAGUGGGGUUCAGAGGUAAGCUUUUUCAGGCGAGACGAUCAUUGGCCGCCCGAUUAGGUUUAGUGUGGCGUGGUGGGCGACAUCUGCAGGAAAACCUGGGCUUAGUGUGGUCCCCACGAGGCGAAUGUACCAUAUAUCGAGGCGAGGCGCGGAGUGCUUCCCCCUCGUGGACCACACUGAUCCUCAUGUUCGACCAACAACAAUUUAUCACAUAG